Closterium sp. Naga37s-1 is the source of this 273-nucleotide messenger RNA. Lineage: Eukaryota; Viridiplantae; Streptophyta; Zygnematophyceae; Desmidiales; Closteriaceae. The record is from the annotation of a GenBank genome assembly.
AUGGGUGACUGCUCUAUUGUAAGUGUCGUCCUCCUGUUCCCUCCAGUGGGUCCCCUCCCCUCCCCUCCCCAUUCACUGGUCUUCGGUCUCUACCCUUCCUUAGCCACGUCCGUUUCAGCACACGUUACACACAAGAGGCCAAGCUACUCCCCUCCUGACGACGCAAGGGGUGGGCUGCCUCAGUUCGCGCUGUGCCAUGCCCCCAGCGCUGUGGUGUCUACUGGAGUGCGGCGCUGCGGCGGCGGCGUUGCCACAGGAGGUUCUUGCGCCUGA